Molecule: messenger RNA, 936 nt
Organism: Helianthus annuus (common sunflower)
Lineage: Eukaryota; Viridiplantae; Streptophyta; Magnoliopsida; Asterales; Asteraceae
Exons: 2
Coding region: 1-936 (311 amino acids)
Biological process (GO): DNA repair; telomere maintenance
Molecular function (GO): DNA helicase activity
Source: RefSeq, a predicted model, not a curated record
AUGGUACAAAAACAUGCUUUUGAGGCUCUUGAUCGUACAAUGAAGGAUAGUUUGAGUGUGUUUGAUUCACGAAAUUCAGAACUUCCAUUUGGUGGAAAAUCUAUUGUCUUUGGUGGUGACUUUAGACAAAUCCUACCCGUUGUACAAAAUGGAAGCAGGCAAGAAAUCGUAAACGUCUCUUUAUGUUCAUCCCACAUCUGGUCCAGUUGCAAGGUGUUAAAAUUGACAACCAACAUGCGUUUGUCGGUUGGAUCCAGUAGCUCAAACAUCAAGGAGAUAAACGAAUUUGGUAAAUGGCUUCUUGAGAUCGGCGAAGGCAAUGUUGGUGAUUGUAACGAUGGUGAUGCAAAUAUUGAAAUACCUGAUCAUCUUUUAAUAACUGAUGAAAAUGAUCCAAUUCAAGGUUUGAUUGACUUUGUAUAUCCUUCAGUGCUUCAUCGUUUUAAAUACCGUGACUACUUUUCUGAAAGAGCUAUACUCGCUCCUAAGAAUGAAGUUGUUCAUGAGAUAAAUGAUCGUUUGCUUGCGUUGUUUCCCGGUGAAGAAGUAGAGUACCUUAGCUCUGAUAGUUUAUGUUCGACUGAGGAAAUUAAUGAUCCGUUACAUCAAGAUUUAUAUAAUCCAGAUGUGUUAAACAGUGUGAAAGUAUCAGGAUUACCAAAUCAUAGAUUGGUAUUAAAAUUGGGUAUUCCGGUUAUGCUUUUGAGGAAUAUUGAUCAGCAAAACGGUCUGUGUAAUGGUACGCGUCUUCAAAUCACACGUCUUGGUAAACGUGUUAUCGAGGCUGAGAUAUUAUCGGGAAGUAAUAAGACAUCUGACGUGGCAGCUGACGUGGAAUCCAACGUGGCAGCUGACAUGGCAUAUGACAUGGCAUCCAACGUGGCAUCCAACGUGGCAUCCGACGUGGCAUCUGACAUGGCAGUUGACGUGGCAUGA